GCGAAUUUCUCAGAGAAGGAAAAGAAACGUGAGUUAUACAACUGACUAGCUACAACGAAGGAAUAUUGGGACACUUAACACAAGAAACCCCACCAUUCAACGUCACCUCUGGGAAAUGUAUUUUAAGUGCUGUGAACACGUUACUGUACAUUAUUGUUGGGAAGUGAAGUCAGUGGACACAUCUCUUACUAGCAAAUUAUCGGAAAAGUGGCUUUUACCACUUAAUUUGCAGGAAUGAUAUAUACAUUUUUUAAUUUCUAGAAAGGAUUUUUAACCACUGUCCCAAAGAUAUGUGCCCUCUAUUACACAUAUCUUAGAAAAGCAGGCACACCAAGUGGCCUAAUGCUUUACUGUCAAAUUAUAAAGGCAAAAAAAUUUAAAUUUGUUGUACAAUUUUUGAAGAAUUGGGGCGCUAAUUAACCACUCCGAGAGCGAAGCCUCUUUUUUUUCUUCUUGGGUGAGGAGGAGGAGGCGGCUCUGACCGAAUCGUUUCUAACCUUUAAAUUCGACGAAGCCUAUGAUUCUCGAUUAGUCAAUCUUGUUCUUUAUCGUCAGACUGAAUUUCUGAGUGCAGGCAUCUGUUACUUGAUAAAUUGAUGAUUAUAGCUGAGCUCGCUGUACCUGGCACACGGCAUUUAGGCCUGGGUCUAAAGCUGUUUCCGAGCAAUAAGCAUGCAUACUCAACAAAUAUUUUGCUCAAUUCAUUCAGAGUCUUUCUCAAGUACGCCAAAAUCGAGGAAAUGAAAGAAAGUCUUCGCUAGCAGGGUGCUAAUUUACCUGCUUUCAUCAUUGCCACACGAUUUAUUUUAAUAUACACCAUGGUAAUUAAAGAUGAUUAGGGGUAAAAAGAACAGAAGAUUUUACAUACACUUUUUGCUUUUUGCUGUUGCUUAAUCAACUAAUCUCAAGUGUUUUGUGUGUGAGAGUGUUUGAAAUAACUUCCUGUGUACUUUGAAUCAGAUUUUCGAGAGGCAUUCGAACUUUUUGAUCAUGACGGCAGCGGUUUCAUAACCACUGACGAGAUUGGAGUUGUCAUGAGGAGACUGGGACAGAAUCCUUCUCCCCAGGAAGUGGAAGACAUGAUAAGAGAUGUUGAUGCUGAUGGUGAGCAUGCGCAUUCUUAAGCUAGGCUAAGGCUCCUUUCAAACGUCGUGCUACUGCCGUGUUGAACUCAAAUGAAUUUGACCCGGUAGUUGCACGGCAAAAGCACGGGAGUGGUUUCAAACGUCAAAUAUAAUUCAGUCGCGCCAAAUUCAAAAUAAAGAAAACGUCAAAACAAACGUUCCAUCCAGCGCCCACGGUCAGCUACAGUAUGCGCAGUCAGGCGCAGUAGAGUCAAAACACACUUAAACAUAUCCAUUUUCAUAACUUAUGAAUUGAGUUCGGCCCGGCAAACGCGCGACGUUUGAAACCGAGCCGUGCCACUACCGUGUAGGACGGCAGACCCUGUCGAAUUUCAUUGCUGUGUCGAACUAAAUUCAAGUUUCUGAACUUAAUGAUUUCAAACGUCGUUCCACUACCGUGCCAAAGUCGAAUUAAUUCUAUCAAAUGAGUUCUGCACGGCAGUAGCACGACGUUUCAAACAGGCCUUAGUCCACAAGGGAGUCUGUUCAAGUUUUCAGUUCACACUUGAACGAUGUAACGAUGAACGUGAAACAGUGCAGUGGUCAAGGGGUCUUAAGCCACUUAACUCAGUUGGAAAAUCGAAAGGCAAACGUAUGCGAUUACGGGUGUCGACAUUACCGAAGUAAAGCCGAUUAAUGUCGCAAUUUAUAUUUGAUUGUAAGGGCGCUUACUAACCGCCCUGAAGUCCAAUAGGCCAAUUUCGAGUUCCAAAAACCCUCGCUUUCAAAAUGAGGCUAAAUGCACAACCUUUCUCGAGAAAAUAAGUUACGUUUGCUUGAGAAUGAAGAAUCACUUUCAUAUCAAAGGCUGAGCACCUAACCUCGUUUUGAUACAAAGGCCCAAGGGAACUCGGAAAUGACCUAUUGUAGAGAGAAUCCCUCCUCUUGAAUAGUACACAAAAUAUUGCAACCAUUUUGGAAUACUCAGGCAGUGCCGCCCUCUGAUUCCAUGGCCGUUUUCUGACCCUAGCUUAGCUCACCAUUGUAAUUCCAUUUUCAGGUAGUGGACACAUAGACUUCAAUGAGUUCCUGGUCAUGAUGUCCCAGACAAAACAAAAGAGUGGAGAGCUGGAACUUCGCCAGGCCUUCCGUCUUUUUGACGCAGAUAAUGAUGGGUUUAUAACAUUUGAUGACCUGAAGAGGGUGAUGCGUAACUGUGGAGAGAACCUGAGUGAUUCCGAGCUUAAACAUAUGUUCACCAAGGCAGAUGUCAAUAAUGAUAACCGGGUUGACAUGAAAGGUAAAUGGCUACUGGUCACGUCUUGUGCAUGCAGUCAUUUAAGGCUGAAACAUGGGCUCCCGGCUGAAAUAAACAAAACACCCCCGCCCCGCCCCGCCCCAAUCUCCAUGUUGAAUCCAAAGGGUCAAUCCCGGAUGGCUUGCUAGCCUGGUAGACCUUGUGACGUGACCGCUUUGAAAGAUAUUCUAUGUAAAACCUUUUCUUUUUGUUUUCCGUGUAAGUUCUGCCAGCCAACGUUCUUUAAGCUGAUCGAGUCCCAUUAAACAAGAUUUAAGGAUACAAUUUAAGAAAAUAAGCGAAGUUUCCGAAGGUAAAAAACCCGAACUUUUGGCGCCUAGAAGUAACGGGCGCAAGAAAGAACGGGGCGCGCGAGGGAGACACGCGAUGGGAGAUGGAGCGCCUGCCUGAGAGGCCCAUGAAAAUCGUUUUUACUCGCUUUUUGAGUGUGCAGAAAAUUCCUUUGGUUAAGAGACUGCCGAGGGGAUAAAUUUUCGCGUUGGGCGAAAACCUUCACCUCGCACGUCUUCCUCGCGCGCCCCGUUGUUUCUUGCACUUAUUUCUUCCAUUUGUUUCUACAUAUCAUAAUUGUAAGCAUGUUUUACGACGUAGAACGGUAAAUAGUAAUGGUAUAACCUUUGUUUUGUUUGUUUUAUGCCCUUGCAGAGUUCACAAGAAUUGUCAGCAGUGACUAGAUGGAGUUAGCCUUCGUUACUUUUCAAUGAAGGCGAAUUAUUUUUUUCUACUCACCUCAAGUGAAUUGUUGUAGAUUAUUAUUCAAGUGGAAGCAUGCAUCGUCUUUUCCUAUUUGUCGUAUUUUUGCUGUCAAUCGACAUUAAGUCGUCAUUUUAGUUUUUUUGUCCCACGCCCCCAUACAAUAAUCAUUAUGGUUCCAAUAAAUAAAGGUUUGUUCAACUUGGGAUGAUAUCCUUUUGUUGAAGUCAUUCUCGGCGUCAUAAAGGAAUAAAAGUCGCCAAGAGUCCCACUGUGGCUCUUGCAGUCACUAAUGAAAGAAAUCGUUUGUAAAUCUAAUCAAAUAAUGCAUUCUGUUGCGCCAACCCUGACCCCCCCCCACUCCCAACCCCAACCCCCUUACCCGCCGUCAAAUGAAGACAUUAGGGGCUUUAACAUCCGAAGACGCGGACGGCAACGAGAACGUCAAAAAAAAGGUUUUAUGAGUAAAACAACAACUUUACACGUUCAUCGCGCUUUUUUGUAUAUUCCUUUGCCCAUUUUUGCACGACUACGACGUGAAAAUACGUAAUUUCGCGUUUUAUGGAGGACAUAAACAGGCAACGAAGAAAUUUUAUUUCUCUUUUUGAACUUGGAUAUGGUCCCUAGGAAUUCAAUUUCAGGAGGAUUCGCCUAUAUUUGACAAAGUAAGUUUGUAGGAAUAAUGCAAUAAAGACUAAAAGAAAGCAAUUUCCCUUUCUAAGCGAAGUUCUCGUUUCCCUCGCGUCGUUGGAUCUUAAAGCCUAUUGUAGCCGGCCUGUCACUAUCGUACGACUCUAAAACAUUCAAAAGUAGUGUUAUUUGCUAGUAGUCUUGGACACUAUACACCCGUUUGUAAAUUUAUUCGCAAGACAACCGGAAGUAGUUUUAGACUAUUAUUUUUUUUAAGUGUUACCGGAACUUUUUAUUAGAUUUAAUUAAUGCAAGUUUUUUCUUUUUUUUUAUUGCCUAGUCUUGGUUUGCUUGUUUCCAUAAAAUUGCAAAUUAGAAGGAUCUUUUCUUUUUAUAUCUUUAUAUUUAUUAUCAUUAUUAUUUAAUAGCUGUUUCUAAUUACAUGACUGAGAUCGAUUGCCAUUUAUAUCAAGCUGUCACUUGGUGACAGUUGUGAUGUUCAAUUUCUUUUCAACCUUCACGUUCUUGCAAUCAAGGCUAUUAACAGACACUGAUUCAUUUACGCCUUUGAUACACACAGUACCUUCUCCAAUAUGGUAAGUCUAUACGCACUUGUUAAACAAUAGCCAUUGCUCUUCAGUACGGUACUGGUUUUUUCGCUUCUGAGUUCAAUUUUGCCCCACUUUGAAUUGCAUAUUUGGAAGGCAAUCUGUGAUGGCUUUCGCUCAAAGAAAGUAGUCUUACAUUCUGUCGGUUCUGCUAUUAUUGCACAACGAAUAAUUAAAGGGGUCUCCAACAUCGAAGUUUUCGCAUUUUUUCGUCCAAAGACAUAAACAAAGCCUUUCCUUCCUUCUGAGAAUAAAACGAUGUUGCUUAUCUCCAAGUCGUGUUUCAAAAUGCUUGGGCAAAUGAAUUUUGAGAAAUGCAAUACAUAAGGGCUUUUUUGAAAGCGUCACUUUUUCUAUUUCUCUCUCUCUCGGUUUCACAACUAAGUGCGGGUUUAAUAGUAUAGGAACGCUCUCUUUAAAGUGGUAUAAAUAUCGCUUAAAUCUUCAUGUGUUUUAAGUUCGGUCAGAGGUUAUUCGGAACUGAGAUCCAGCGAGCCAAAGAGGUUAACAAAUAUCUGUUUAACAAAAAUGGCCAUUGAUGUAGAUCAUAACACUAAAUAAAUCUUCAAAGUUUUACAGACUGCCGAGUCAAAUUCGUAAAGUGCAUUUGCAGGUACAAACAUCAAAUCUUUGUUAUAAAAAGAGUGCGAUUCUUGUCGAAGAAUUGUCCACAAAAAUGGCUUAUUUUUAUCGCUUUACAGUGCAGUUACGAUCAUUCUGAACAUGUUCUGUCGUCCGGUUUGAAUGAUAUCUUGAGUAAAAAUCAAAAAUCCUGCCUGACCAAAACAGAUUAACUGCUUCUAAGUAUACUUUCUUGCUUUUGAUAAUCUAAAUUAGAGAUCCAUUCCACAAAAACAAAACAAAUACAAACGCGAACAUUCCGCUCGUCGCACGGGGUUUGUCCCUGUUCCACGAGCGUGACACACGCGAAGAAUUCACCUUUCGCACGAGGGCCAAAGGCAUUGACCGAACGUUGAAUUAGCCUUAAUGUUCAGGCCCCAGUUCAGUGUUCAAAAGUUGGUUAGCGCUAUCCACCGGAUAAAUCGCUAUCUAAUGGAACUAAUUGCGCUACUCAGUGGAUAGUGAUUUAUCCACUGGAUAGAGCUAUCUACCUUUUGAACAACGAGGUCAGGUGUGGAAACUGUUGCACGGAAUAAAUAAGAUCCAUUACGAAAUUCCUAAUUCCAGUCUUUUCAAGUUCCCGUCCUCGCCUUACUGUCUAAAUUAAUUUACCAAUCAAUUUAUCUAGUAUCUAUUCAUCCAUCCAUCCAUCCAUCGAUCCAUCCAUCCAUCCAUCCAUCCAUCCAUCCAUCCAUCCAUCCAUCCAUCCAUCCAUCCAUCCAUCCAUCCAUCCAUCCAUCCAUCCAUCCAUCCAUCCUUCUCUAAUGAAAGAAAUCGUUUGUGAAUCUAAUCAAAUAAUGCAUUCUGUUGCGCCAACCCUGACCACCCCCGCCCCCCAACCCCCUUACCCGCCGUCAGAUGAAGGCAUAAGGGGCUUUAACAUCCGACGACGCGGACGGCAACGAGAACGUCAAAAAAAAGGUUUAUAAGUAAAACAACAACUUUACACGUUCAUCGAGCUUUUUUUGUAUAUUUCUUUACCCGUUUUUACACGACUACGACGUGAAAAUACAUAAUUUCGCGCUUUAUGGAGGACAUAAACACGCAAAGACGAAAUUUUAUUUCUCUUUUUGAACUUGGAUAUGGUCCCUAGGAAUUCAAUUUCAGGAGGAUUCGCCUAUAUUUGACAAAGUAAGUUUAUUGGAAUAAUGUAAUAAAGACUAAAAGAAAGCAAUUUCCCUUUCUAAGCGAAGUUCUCGUUUCCCUCGCGUCGUUGGAUUUUAAAGCCUAUUGUAGCCUGUCACUAUCAUACAAUUCUAGAACAUUCAAAAGCAGUGUUAUUUGCUCGUAGUCUUGGACACUAUACACCCGUUUGUAAAUUUAUUUGCAAAGACAACCGGAAGUAGUUUUAGACUAUCAUUUUUUUUAAGUGUUACCGGAUCUUUUUAUUAGAUUUAAUUAAUGCAAAUUAUUUCUUUUUUUCAUCGCCUAGUCUUGGUUUGCUUGUUUCCAUAAAAUUGCAAAUUAGAAGGAUCUUUUCUUUUUAUAUCUUUAUAUUUAUUAUCAUUAUUAUUAAUAGCUGUUUCUAAUUACAUGACUGAGAUCGAUUACCAUUUAUAUCAAGCUGUCACUUGGUGACAGUUAUGAUGUUCAAUUUCUUUUCAACCUUCACAUUCUUGCAAUCAAGGCUAUUAACAGACACUGAUUCAUUUACGCCUUUGAUACACACAGGACCUUCUUCAGUAUGGUAAGUCUACACGCACUUGUUAAACAAUAGCCAUUGCUCUUCAGUACGGUACUGGUUUUUCCGCUUCUGUGUUCAAUUUUGUCCCACUUUGAAUUGCACAUUUGGAAGGCAAUCUGUGAUGGUUUUCGUUCAAAGAAAGUAGUCUUAUAAUCUGUCGGUUCUGCUAUUAUUGCACAACGAAUAAUUAAAUGGGUCUCCAACAUCGAAGUUUUCGCAUUUUUGCUUCCAAAGACAUAAACAAAGCCUUUCCUUCCUUCCGAGAAUAAAACGAUGUUGCUUAUCUCCAGGUCGUGUCUAAAAAUGCUUGGGCAAAUGAAUUUUCAGGAACGCCAAUACGUAAGGACUUUUUUGGAAGCGUCACUUUUUCUAUUUCUCCAUCUCUCGGUUUCACAACUAAGUGCGGGUUUAAUGGUAUAGGAACGUUCUUUUUAAAGUGGUAUAAAAUAUCGAUUGAACGUUUCAUGUGUUUUAAGUUCCGUCAGAGAUUAUUCUGAACUGAGACCUAGCGAGCCAAAGAGGUUAAAAAAUAUCUGUUUAACAAAAAUGGCUAUCGAUGUAGAUCAUAACACUAAAUAAAUCUUCAAAGUUUUACAAACUGCCGAGUCAAAUUCCUUAGGUGCAUUUGCAAGUAUAAACAUCAAAUAUUUUUUAUAAAAAGAGUGCGAUUCUUGUCAAGGAAUGGUCCACAAAAAUGGCUUAUUUUCAUCGCUUUAAAGUGCAGUUACGAUCAUUCUGAACAUGUUCUGUCGUCCGGUUUGAAUGAUAUCUUGAAUAAAAAUCAAAAAUCCUGCCUGACCAAAACAGAUUAACUGCUUCUAAGUAUACUUUCUUGCUUUUGAUAAUCUAAACUAGAGAUCCAUUCCACAAAAACAAAACAAAUACAAACGCGAACAUUCCGCUCGUUGCACGGGGUUUAUCCCUGUUCCACGAGCGUGACACACGCGGAGAAUUCACCUUUCGCACGAGGGCCAAAGGCAUUGACCGGACGUUGAAUUAGCCUUAAUGUUCAGGCCCCAGUUCAGUGUUCAAAAGUUGGAUAACGCUAUCCACCGGAUAAAUCGCUAUUCAAUGGAUGGGAAACUAAUUGCGCUACUCAGUGGAUAGUGAUUUAUCCAGUGGAUAGAGCUAUCUACCUUUUGAGCAACUGAGGUCAGGUGUGGAAACUGUUGCACGGAAUAGAUAAGAUCUAUUACGAAAUUCCUAAUCCCAUUCUUUUCAAGUUCCCAGUCCUCGCCUUACUGUCUAAAUAAUAAUAAUAAUAAUAAUAAUAGUAAUAAUAAUAAUAAUAAUAAUAAUAAUAAUAAUAAUAUUUAUAGGGGGAGCCCAACUCGCCAAGGCGGUUUUCAGUGGGGCCCUCAUGCAUUAAUCUAACUAAUUAAUUAAUAAUUACGAAAAAAGUAAAAUAUGUUUACAAGUAAAACAAAUUUAAAAAUUUAAAAUCUUAAAAUCGAUUAUACAAAAAAAUAUCAAGGUUUAAAAUUAGCUGAGAUCUUUUAAAAAAGUUUUUAACUUGGAUUUAAAAAUAGAUAAAAUAUUACACUCUUUUAAAUCAUUUGGAAGGCUGUUCCAGUCUUUCGCGGCGUGAAAAAUAAAAGUUUGUUUACCCCAGUUUGUUCUGGGUAGGGGUAAGCGAAUAUCAUUAGAGCGUCUUGUAUUAUAUGAAUGAACAGCUUGACUUUUAGUAAAAUUAAAGUUGAAAUCGGUUUCUCCAAUAAGACACUUGUGGAUUGCAAUGCAGCGAUGAAAAAACCUUCUUGUGGACAGUGACUUCAAAUCUAGACUUUUCAGUGCUUCAGUUGACGAGCUUCGGGGUGGUUGCCCCAGCAUAACUUUAGCAGCUUUAUCCUGUAGAAUCUGUAAUUCUGACAUGAUGUUGUCAUUGUUUUUGUCCCCCCAUAUAACGUCUCCGUAAUCAAAAAGAGGAAGGAUUAGGGAAUUGUACAAGGCAACUCUAGCUUGUAGCGGCAAUAGAUUCCUGAUUCUCCUAAUUAGGCCUAUUCUCUGAUUAAUCUUCGUGCUGAUAGCAUCGACAUGAUCUGCCCAGGACAUAGACUGUUGAAGCGUUACGCCUAGGUAUUUGAAUGAUUGUGUUCUUUCAAUGCUAGUGCCCUCUUCUUUAACCGAAAUGCCUUGAAUACGAUUCAGUUUCUGAGGACUUUCAAAGAUAACAAAAUUACAUUUGGAUAUAUUUAGUGUCAGGAGAUUUCUAGAGAACCACUCAGACACUGUCCCCAAGUCAGCAUUGAUGUGAUGUUCAAGAUCACUGACGCUUUUGGAUGAGUAAUAGAGUACAGUAUCGUCCGCAUAAAGAAUAAUAUCGCUUGCCAGGUGACAGUCCGGAAGAUCAUUCACGUAAAUUAAAAACAAUAAAGGUCCCAAUAUACUGCCAUGGGGUACUCCAACAGGCAUUUCGGUAGAUGCAGAGUGAGCAUCUCCAACUGAUGUAAUUUGAGAUCUGUUUGUGAGGUACGAUCUAAACCACUGGGUGGUAGAGGUGGUAAGACCGAUGUUCGUCAAUUUUUGCAGCAGCAGGGGAUGAUCCACUGUAUCGAAGGCCUUAGACAGGUCCAGAAAAACAGCACCUGUAAAGGAACCAGCGUCCAUAUUCUGGAGGAUAUUGUCUGUGAAAUGAGAUAGGGCUGUUCCAGUUGAUAACUUCGGCCUGAAACCAAAUUGCUUAGAUGUAAGGAUACCAUUGUUCUUAAGAUAAGCGUACAGUUGGGUGUGCACGGCUUUUUCUAGAAUUUUACUGAUCGUUGGCAGCACAGUAAUGGGUCUGUAAUUGUUAGCAUCACAAUUAAUUUACCAAUCAAUUUAUCUAGUAUCUAUCUAUUCAUCAAUCCAUCCAUCCAUCCAUCCAUCCAUCCAUUCAUUCAUUCAUUCAUUCAUUCAUUCAUUCAUUCAUUCAUUCAUUCAUUCAUUCAUUCAUUCGUUCAUUCGUUCGUUCGUUCGUUCGUUCAUUCAUUCAUUCAUUUAUUCAAUCAUUUAUUUAUUUGUUUGUUUGUUUGUUUAUUCGGGCAAUCAAGGGGAAUGUUACGGAGAGAAGAAUUUUUUUGUUUUGUUCGUAGGCGGACAAAUUUACAGAUGAAGAAAUAUCAGGUUUGGAAGAUCAUUCUUUCAUUCAUUUAUUUAUGUAUCAUUUUAAUUCAUUGAUUUACUUUUGUUGGUUUAAGGAUGUCCAUAAAAAUUAUACAGUCAAUAAACAGAUAGAGAUAAAUAAAGAAUGAUGGUAAAUUUUCAGCUCGGUGGAGAAAUGUGAUCCUAUAUAGCAGUAUGCCGGACGUAUGUCAUACAUGAACCUUGUAUAUGGCCUAGCUUGCCACGAGUCCUUCGUAGCUCAGUGGCUAGAGCAUUCGACCAGUCGGUGCGGAAGGUCAUACGUACAAUUCCUAUCGGAAUUUCCCGUGCUCGCGACAUGUUAAUCACAUCAUUUCUCAGAUAAUGGUUGCUUUUUCACCGUCCUUUCCUUAUAGAGUACAGGGAGGCUUUUCAGCUGUUUGACAAGGAUGCUGGGGGAACAAUAAGCAUAAAAGAACUCAAGCAAGUAUUUGAAGCGUUAGGACAGAGUCCAACUGAGGCGGAAGUCCAGGAAAUGAUAUCUGGGGUCGAUAAAGACGGUACGUAUAUCCCGCUAGCAAGGAAUAUGACCCUUAAAAGUAUGAGGAAUGAUUCUGGGGUUUACUUAAAGUGAAGGCGGUACUGAUAGCCCGCCUGCAGUGGAUAUGUCUUGGGAAGUACGGGGAAUGAAUGAUAUCUGGGGUAGAUAAAUACUGUAGGUAUUAAGCUCGCUAACCAGGAGUAUUACCUUGGAAGUAUAAGGAAUGAUGGGGUGUAUAAAGGCGGUAUGGAUAGCCCGCCUGCAGGGGAAGUAAAAUACCUGGGAAGCACAGUCAAUGAAAUAUGGGGUAGCUGAGGACGAUACGUAUAGCCUACCAAGAAUGUCUACCUUGGAAGUACAGCGAAUGGUAUUUUUGCAGUGAAAUUUCGUUCCAAGCGUCUGUACGUUCUCCUACACUGGGAACUUCUUUUUCGAUUUUCAGUUUUAAAUAUAUAUAGACAAUUUAUUUAAGGGGAGGGGACAGAAAUAUCCGCACGAACUACAGACUAAAGAAAGCGACCGUAGUAAUAAAGCAACUGUGACUCAGUACCUACAGAUGAAACAAACGCAUCCCUAAGCCAGAGCUAUGAAAAUCUGAUGAAAUACAUGAUCUUCCCGAAAAGAGGUGUUUAAUCGUCUGCAUAUUUAUGUGGCAAGCAUACAAGACCCAUCGUUAUAUUGCAUGAUUAUGACCUUUACAGGAGUUCAGUAUAGGUACUUUAUACACUGAUUUAGGAACCCAUAUGGGGAGCAUGAAACCAAAUCAUGGUUUUGAGUCUGAUGUUGAAAAAAAACUGAGUAGUGGCGAUUCGUCCCUGUUGAAUCACCGUCAAUUUAUAAUUAAUUUCAUUUCACGACAUUUUAACACAAAACGACUAUACUAGUUCAGAGUAUGCCAGAUUAUGGGGAUAGGAUGUCUUAAUACAACGUCAGGAGUGACAAUGAAAUAUUUUCCAUGAAAACAGGUUAAUUAGUUUGAAAAUUAAAGGCUGCAAUAAAUACAAAGCUUCGAGACACUUUGGCGUUAAAAUGUUCUCCUUCUCAUGAAGUCUAAAGAAUAUAGGAGGCAGUAUAAUAGGGUUUGAAACCACACAUCUUCAAAACUGGGCAAGCCUUUUAGACUCGUUUCUUGAGUUGACUUUAUCAUUCAAUCACUCCUUUCCCCAGGAAGUGGUGAGAUAGAUUUCGAUGAGUUUUUGCAGUUAAUGGCCUCCAAGCAAGCCAAUAUGACGAUGGAAGACGAGUUGAGGAAUGCGUUCAAUGUAUUUGAUAAAGACGGCAGCGGUUACAUCUCGUCCGACGAACUCAAACAGGUCUAUAGUCUCUUUUAAAAAAUACGAAAUAGCACCAUAAGAAUCAUCACUAAUCAUCAUCAUCGUCAUCAUCAUCAUCAUCACAUUAUCUUCCGGCAGACGCAAUUAUGUUGGAGGAAUGACGUAAACACAACGUCUAGCAACAUUUCUUUCUCUCAGAAGUUGGAUACUGAUCUCAAUAAUUCAACUCCAGGAGGGUUCGCCUACACUUGACAGUGGAGUGAAUUGGGCUAAUACUAACCACGAUAAAGUUCAAACAACGCUAUAUCACUUAGUAAGAGGUUUUAGUAAGUUGGUGUUGUUCUUGCUUCAAGCUAUAGACGACUUAUGCCUGUGCCUAUUUUUUGCAUAUGGAGUUCCUCAAGUAAAAGCAGGGUUCUCUGUUUAGUGACGUAAGCACCUAGGACCCUCCCUGGAUGAGUUGCGAGACCAUCCUUGUCCUCAGGGUCUUUAAUCUCCAAGAGAAUGAACCCCGGGAAAAAAAACACCUUAGAAACGAAGUAUGAGGGACCAUUCCCAGCAGAACAUCGCAGGUACUGAAUUGUACACAAACCUUGCUUGAUGCAAAAUAAGUUCUUGGUCAGAGAAAAGGACUUCGGGGAGCUUCAACCCAUACCUACUAGCCACAACCUUAAUUACGACGCACAUUUUAGUAUCUGAAAAUCUGGAGGCAAAUACUCGGGUACAAAAAUAUCAUCUUUGGAAGGUUUACGUUUUCCGGUUUUAGAGGUGUCUUCAACGCAGAGCGUCGCAAUUAAUAAUAAAGUUGUGUUGUGAACUUUCAGGUUAUGACUAAUCUGGGUCAAUCGCUGACAGACGAAGAAAUUGAUGAAAUGAUGAAGGAAGCUGAUUGCGACUCGGACGGGCAAGUCAGCUUUGAAGGUAAGUGA
Porites evermanni is the source of this 12422-nucleotide messenger RNA. The record is from the annotation of a GenBank genome assembly. NCBI's taxonomy places the organism in Eukaryota, Metazoa, Cnidaria, Anthozoa, Scleractinia, Poritidae.